Molecule: messenger RNA, 1394 nt
Organism: Menidia menidia (Atlantic silverside)
Lineage: Eukaryota; Metazoa; Chordata; Actinopteri; Atheriniformes; Atherinopsidae
Source: the annotation of a GenBank genome assembly
GAAUGGCUCAUCCUAAACCGCUGCUGAUUCCAUGGCUGAAGGCCCAGAUCAACAGCGGCAGCUUUCCAGGUGUCCAGUGGACCAACCCAGCGCAAACAGAAUUCUCCAUUCCCUGGAAGCACGGCCUCCGACAGGACUCGUCUAACACGGAUGUCCUCAUCUUUAAAGCCUGGGCCGAGGUGAGUGGCAACGGCCGAGCUCUGGGAGACCACUCCGUCUGGAAGAGGAACUUCAGGAGUGCCCUCCGAGCAAAAGGCUUCAAAAUGAUGUCAGAUAACAAGAAUGACGUAGCUAACCCCCAUAAAGUGUUUCGGUGGCCGGAGGAAUCAGCAUCAGCGGCUAGCUCAUCUGCUGGAUCCCAGGAGCAAGAGGAUGCUGUUGCGUUUGAUGACUUCAACAUGAGAGAACACCAGGUUGGCCCAUACUUUGUCGAUGGUCUCUACCUUCCAGAAGACAUUGUGAUGCCAGAAUGCCAAGCCAGCCAGGACAUUCUCCAGGAGUGUUUGAAAGGCCUGAACAUCGGCCCAGACAGAGAGGGCACGGCGGGCUUUGAGCUUCCUCCUGAGCAACAGCAGCUGCACAAUCAGGUUGUGAUUGGUGGACAUCCGUUGCCCGGGCAACAACAGGAUCCAGUAGCAUUUGAGGGUGCAGCCAGUGAAACUGGGUUGCCAGAGCAACCAGCAUGUCCAGUGAGGGAAGCUGAAGGAGGAGCCUACGAUGAUGGGCAGUUCGCAGCACAGUUCCUGCACACAAUGCACAAGACCGGAGAUGGGGAUAAUUUCAAGACUCAAUUCAGGAUUACUGUGUACUACAGAGGAGUGAAGGUGUCUGAGCAGCUGGUUGAGAAUGAGGCUGGAAUCCGCCUUGUUUACAGGCCUCAACUCGUGGGUACGGAGGUGGAUGGUGAGACGGGCCUCUCCCUGGUCUCUCUGCCAAUGCCUGUGGCUAUGCUGGAUCAAACUCAGGCCAAGCUCACCCAAAGGAUCCUGGAUAUUCUGGGUGAUGGCGUGGAUGUGGGAGUAUCGGGCCACGUGGUUUACGGACAGCGGCGCGGUGAAAUCAAAGCAUUCUGGAGCUUUUCCAAGUUUGACAGCAGCAAACAGCCCAAAGAGAUUUCGAAACUGCACCCUGAUCCACUUUACCAGUUCAAGGACUUUGUGAGAGGAAUAGUGGAUUUCAGUAAUGGGGGAGCCUGCCCUCCAUGCUCCCUGUUCUUCUGUCUCGGGGAGAAGUGGCCUGAUCCAGACAACAAGCCCUGGGAGAAGAAACUCAUCACAGUGGAGGUGGUGCUGACUUCGAUGGAGAUGCUGAAGAAUAUAGCUGUUGAGGGCGGAGCCUCCUCCCUGCAAUCUGUAGAGCUGCAGAUGUCGCUGGAGGAGCUGAUGGAAUUGUAC